AUGAUUCAGUGUCGUGGGACAUCAGUCUGGUCGGGAGGCGAGGUGCAUUUCUGGGACUGGGGCACGAGCAAAGGAGGAAAGGAGGGGUCUGCCCUCCCGGAGCUGAUCCCUAAAUCCACCCCAAUUGUUCUUCCAGGGGGUGCCCGGUGUGUUUUCAGCUUGGUGGAAGGCCAUAUACCGUCGCUGCCGCUACCUCGACCCUGGAGUCCCCCGAUCUUUGAUUCAGGUGCCAGUAGUGAGCGUUACGGUACUCCAGGCACUCCGAUUCUCCGCCUCGAGCUGGAUGUGCCAGCAACAUGGAAGGUGCUGGAAGACUUGCCCUUGACCUUGAAGCUUACAUAUUAUGGAGUGUCGGGAGGGGAAUCCCCGCGAUCGAUCACGUUCUCAAUAAGCGAUUUGGAUGCCUGGGGGGUAUUUUCCGCCUACCGGCGUGACCAUAAUACUGGGGAAUGGGAUUCCUGGCUCAGCACCGCUGCGCUUGGGUAUCCUGCGUUUCCAGAAGACGAGAUCCAGUGCAAGGUGGGGACGAGCGCCGCGUUUAUAACUCUGAGGCCCUAUCAGACAUGGUCUGAAGUGUGGGGGCUCGCCUGUGAGAAGUAUCUACCCGAUGAUGCCCUUGAAGGAGAGGUUAUUCGAUACCGGUUUACGGGAUGUAAGCUGACCUGGUGGAAUUGGGGAACAAAGGAGGAUUAUAAGGACACAAGCAUAACAGUAACUGGUCUGGGGGGGGCGAUAAUUCAUCCGCCCAACAACGACGGACGGCCUGAGGUUGUGAUACCACCUUCGAACCUGGUGGAAUUUACAGUUGUGGACCGAGGCUGGGAAGUUUGGAGGUCAUCCUGA
This is a messenger RNA of Aspergillus ibericus CBS 121593, 843 nucleotides long. RefSeq lists its product as uncharacterized. The coding region runs from base 1 to 843 and encodes 280 amino acids. NCBI's taxonomy places the organism in Eukaryota, Fungi, Ascomycota, Eurotiomycetes, Eurotiales, Aspergillaceae. The record is from RefSeq and is a predicted model, not a curated record. The transcript has 3 exons.